GGUGCUUAACGACGCAGGCUUUUUUAUUAGUCGAAGGACAACGCCUUACCCAAUAAGAAGAAGACGAAGCCGUGAAGUUCCGCCUGCCGCGCUCGUUGAUUGGUCGGAUCCUCCAGGAGCAGCUGGGACGAUGGUGUAAGCAGAGCUGACCGCCGUCUUUGGAAUAGAAAGAUGAAGAAAGAACAGAUGCUCAACUGUCAGUUCUCUUCCUGGUAUCCUCAUUUCAAGAAGCAGACGAUUCGCAGUGUCAUCCUUCCAAUCCCACAAAACGUCAAGGAUUAUUUGCUGGAUGAUGGAACCCUGGUCGUUUCUGGCAGAGAAGAUCCCCAAACCAUAACCCAAGAUGGAGGCGAUGAGGAAGAGACAGAAGAAGCUGUGUGGUCUGAUGAUGAAAAUACGGCAACCCUUACGGCACCAGAAUUUCCUGAAUUUUCCCUUAAAGUUGAAGAGGCCAUCCAUUCCUUGGGAGGCAGCGUUUUCCCGAAGCUUAAUUGGAGCGCUCCAAGGGACGCCUACUGGAUCGCCAUGAAUAAUUCCCUGAAAUGCAACAGCCUCAGUGAUAUUUUCCUGCUUUUGAAAAGUUCGGAUUUCAUCACUCGUGACUUCACUCAGCCGAUUAUAAUGAAGAUAAUUUGUCUUCCAGGCAUAUCUCAGCGAGACUACACUCAGUACUACGAACAUAUCUCCAAACAGAAAGAAGAGAUUUGUAGAUGCAUACAGGACUUUUUCACGAAGCACAUACAGUAUAAGUUUUUGGAUGAGGAUUUUGUAUUUGAUGUCUACAGGGACAGUAUGGGCAGAGUUUGGCUCAUUGAUUUUAAUCCAUUCGGGGAAGUAACGGAUUCUCUGCUGUUUACAUGGGAAGAAAUCAGGUCUGGAAACAGUUUGAAAAAUGACCAGACUGAAGGAGCAGCGAUGGAAGAGGAGUCUCUGUCAUUCCGUUGCACGAACAGCAAUCUCACAGUCCAGCCAAGUCCGUAUCUGAGCUACAGAUUACCCAAGGAUUUCGUAGAUCUCUCCACGGGAGAAGAUGUCCACAAAUUAAUUGACUUGCUCAAGCUGAAAAGAAACCAGCCAGAGGAUGACGAAGCAUGAAGAUCACAGGAUAAAAUGAAAAAAACACACACACAAAAAUCCCAGAAAGGAGGCCACCUAGAAAAAUAGCGUUUUAACCGUAACAGUUCUGAGUUAAGAACUUCUUUCGUCACAAAGGAAAGGGGAUGCUAAACAUGGUGUAAUCCUUUUAGCGGAAUAAAGAUGUUUUCACC
Molecule: messenger RNA, 1268 nt
Organism: Notechis scutatus (mainland tiger snake)
Lineage: Eukaryota; Metazoa; Chordata; Lepidosauria; Squamata; Elapidae
Source: RefSeq, a predicted model, not a curated record